Arabis nemorensis is the source of this 228-nucleotide messenger RNA. NCBI's taxonomy places the organism in Eukaryota, Viridiplantae, Streptophyta, Magnoliopsida, Brassicales, Brassicaceae. The record is from the annotation of a GenBank genome assembly.
AUGAAUUUUAUAAGCGAUUUCACGAGCCAUCGCCGCCGAAAUCUACUUCCCGUCGCCGCCGAUUUCCCGAGCCGACGCCGCCGAUUUCCGGUUUCUCCUGGAGUUACCGCCGCCGAUUUCACGAUUUCUCCGAGAGCCGCCGCCGAUUUCUUCUUCUCAUUGAAAUGUUUUGGAUUGGUGGGGUGGUGGAAGAGAAAACCUGCUGGCCGAGGAGAAAACCGGCCUUAG